AUGGAGAAGAAGGCUAUUCAUUUCGGUGGUGGAAACAUCGGCCGUGGCUUCGUGGCGGAGUUCCUUCACACGGCCGGCUAUGAAGUCGUCUUUGUCGAUGUCAUGGACAAGAUCAUUGAUGCCUUGCAAAACACCAAGUCUUACCAAGUCACCGAGGUUAGUGAUGAGGGCGAAGCAACAAAGACCAUUACCAACUACCGCGCAAUCAACUCUAAGACACACGAGGCCGAUGUGAUCAAGGAGAUCUCAACUGCCGAAGUCGUCACCUGCGCCGUGGGCCCUAAUAUCCUCAAGUUCAUUGCCCCUGUCAUUGCCAAGGGUAUUGAUGCUCGCACCGAUGCCACCCCACUGGCUGUGAUUGCUUGUGAGAAUGCCAUCGGCGCUACUGAUACUCUUCACGGAUUCAUCAAGGACAACACUGCCGCAGACCGUGUUGACUCUAUGCCAGACCGUGCCCGCUUUGCCAACUCUGCCAUCGACCGUAUUGUCCCUGCCCAAGCCCCAGAUGCCGGUCUCAACGUCCGCAUCGAGAAGUUCUACGAGUGGGCCGUCGAGUCCGGGCCCUUCGGCGAGCACGGUCCUCCCAAGAUCGAUGCCAUUCACUGGGUCAGCAACUUGGAGCCUUACAUUGAACGCAAGUUGUUCACCGUCAAUACUGGACAUGCUACCGCGGCUUACUAUGGAUACAAUGCUGGCAAGAAGACUAUCGCCGAAGCCCUGAGGGAUGAGCGCAUUCGCGGUAUCGUCCGGGAUGUGCUUCAAGAAACCGCUGCCCUGAUCGUCGACAAGCAUGAGAUCAGCGCCACCGAUCAGCAAGAAUAUGUGGAGACGAUCAUCGCCCGUAUCUCUAACCACUACCUGGAAGACAGCGUUGAGCGCGUGGGACGAGCCCCUGUUCGCAAACUGUCCCGCAAGGAACGGUUCAUCGGCCCGGCCGCACAACUCGCUGAGCGUGGUGGAAAGUUCGAGUCAUUGUUGGGCUCUGUCGAGAUGGCUCUUCGAUUCCAGAACGUGGAAGGUGACGACGAGAGCGUGGAUCUGGCCAAGAUCCUCAAGGAUAACUCGCCUGCCGACGCUGCUGUCCGGUUGACCGGCUUGGACCGAGACCACCCUCUAUUCCCCCAUGUGGUCAAGGUCGUGGACGGUGUACAAUCCGACGCAAAGUAG
Molecule: messenger RNA, 1167 nt
Organism: Penicillium brevicompactum
Lineage: Eukaryota; Fungi; Ascomycota; Eurotiomycetes; Eurotiales; Aspergillaceae
Product: mannitol-1-phosphate 5-dehydrogenase
Exons: 1
Coding region: 1-1167 (388 amino acids)
Biological process (GO): mannitol catabolic process
Cellular component (GO): cytosol
Molecular function (GO): mannitol-1-phosphate 5-dehydrogenase activity
Source: RefSeq, a predicted model, not a curated record